AUGUCGACAAUGAAGGAGAUCACAAGCCUCGCGGCAUGGGAGCAGCACGUCUCCUCCCUCGCGCCGUCGACUCUCCUCAUCAUCUCCUUCCACGCGCCAUGGGCCGCCCCAUGCGCCCAGAUGUCCACUGUCCUCAAGACCCUAGCCACCGAGUACCCCGCCACCGAGCCCCCCACGACCUCUUGGGUCUCUGUCAACGCCGAGGACCUGUCCGAGCUUAGCGAGCAGUACGAUGUCACCGCCGUCCCCUUCCUCGUCCUGUCGCGCGGCGGAAAAGUCCUCGAGACCGUCAGCGGCAGCAGCGCCGUCAAGGUGCGCAAUGCGAUCGAGAAGCACGCCACUUCCUCGGGCGCUGCGCCCGCCGCUGUCAAUGGAGGCGCGGAUACGGAGAUGAAGGAGGCGGAGGAGGAGCAGGACCCGGAGAAGGCAAAGGAGGAGCUGUUCAAGCGCCUUGGCGAGCUGGUCAAGGCGGCGCCGGUCAUGCUCUUCAUGAAGGGCACGCCCAGCUCCCCUCAGUGCGGCUUCUCACGGCAGAUGGUGGCGAUUCUGCGCGAGAACGCUGUCAAGUAUGGCUUCUUCAACAUCCUGGCCGACGAUGAGGUGAGGCAGGGCCUCAAGGAGUAUGCAGACUGGCCCACGUACCCUCAACUCUGGGUUGAUGGUGAGCUUGUUGGAGGUCUCGAUAUCGUGAGUCACUCUUUCGUCAAAUACAGCUUUCACUCUACUAACGCAUGGUUUCUCUUACAGGUCAAGGAGGAAAUGGAGAACAAUGAGGACUUUUUCAAGGCGUACAGCGUCAAGUCCUCUGGCGAGGGUGUUGCUGCGUCAUGA
Messenger RNA from Thyridium curvatum, 831 nucleotides. RefSeq lists its product as uncharacterized. Lineage: Eukaryota; Fungi; Ascomycota; Sordariomycetes; Thyridiales; Thyridiaceae. The record is from RefSeq and is a predicted model, not a curated record. Gene Ontology annotation, molecular function: 2 iron, 2 sulfur cluster binding. Bases 1 to 831 code for a protein of 276 amino acids. The transcript has a single exon.